GUUGUUGAAAGUUCGAUAUCAGCUUAGAUUCACGCCACGAAAGCGAGUGUUACAAGUAACAAGAAGGAUUCUCUCCUUGACAAAUGACGAGAUGGCUGAAGGCCUAUGGACGUCCACGUCAGAAGGUAAUGAUCAUCGCGGGGCUAGGUCACGUGAUGUGCCAUCCCGCCAAGGGCAACCAUCCGAGGGAUGGCAGGACGCCUUGGGAUGGCAGCCAUCCCCAACAUCACAACUAUCCCAGGGAUGGCAGGGAAGUAAGGGAUGGCAGGACCAAAGGCAACGGAUAUAAGAAUGGG
Messenger RNA from Bipolaris sorokiniana ND90Pr, 296 nucleotides. RefSeq lists its product as uncharacterized. The transcript has a single exon. NCBI's taxonomy places the organism in Eukaryota, Fungi, Ascomycota, Dothideomycetes, Pleosporales, Pleosporaceae. The record is from RefSeq and is a predicted model, not a curated record. The annotation marks the transcript as partial.